GUAAUCAGUUGUAAUUCAAUCUUCAUAAAGAUCGUUGCCAAUUUCCCUGCAAAAACUCAAAUACCACAAAUUUUGAAUGCCUAUCCAUCCACCAUAAUUAAGUUACCACCUGCUCAAAAAUUCAUACAAUACGUUAAAAUAUUAUAAAUAAUGCAAAAAUUGUUGGAAACAGUGUCAAAUGGUUAUUGAAAAUAUUUCCCAAAAACUCUAAUUGCAAUAUGAACCAAAGGAAACAAAGUUCAUCUAUUAGAAAAUAAUAUUUAGUGAUGAAAAAAAUAGCAAAAAUGCAUGGAAUUCAUUUGAAAUGUUUAUUUCUAUUAGUUUUGAAUUGUGUUGGAUGUGAAAAGAUAAAAAGUUUUUUCUUAGACUUCGAACAGCUUAAAUAUGAUCUUUUUCUUGAAAGUUAUUCCAAACUAUCAAAAAAUAAUUCGGAAUCACUAAAUAAUUUUAAAAACAAGAAAUGUUUAAUAGAAUUGGAAGCAAUUCAAAAUGGUUUAAUUACACGAGAGAGAUGGGCAUUACAAAUUGUGGAUUCAUGGGGCAAAUUACCAUCCGGCAUAUUUAGUGGCAAUACACAUGACUUUGGUUCAUAUUUCCAAUGUUUGGAAAUAAAACGAUAUGAAACACAAUAUUGUUUAGGUCGUUUAUUUUAUGACCUUGAAGAGAAAAUUGCGUCGAAAAUUUAUCGAUAUGACAUCAAUAACAUCGCUUUUCCUGAUAUGGUUCACGUUAAAAAUGCACCAAAAGUUGACACGAGAAGAUCUUAUAUAACAUUUGGUACUUGUUUGCCAGCGGCAUGCCCAUUUGAUAUUUUUGAGCAAAUCAUCAACGAUUUACUUCCAAAACACCCGAACAAUUUUUCUAUUCAAUUGCCUAAAGAUACGUGCCAAAAGGGAAACAACGAUCCUCGACUGACAACUGAAGAGAAAAUUACAAUUGGUUUACUGGUGAUAAUAUCUGGUUUGGUAUUCAUCAGUACUGGCUAUGAUAUUCUGUGUACCAAUCGCAAAAAAUCUCAGAUUUUGUUAGCAUUUUCUUUUUAUUCAAAUGGACAAAAGUUGUUUUCUUUAAAUGAAGUCAAUACAUCAGAAACAAUACAAUGUUUACACGGAAUUCGCGUCCUAUCGACACAGUGGGUGGUUUUAUGUCAUACAUAUGCCUUCUAUUUAUUAAUUCCGAUUCACAAUAGGGUUGUACACGAUGCGUUUGUCUCAAGAUACAGCAACAUGAUAAUUGUUUCGGGGUUUGUUGCGGUGGAUACGUUCUUUGUGUUGAGUGGUCUUUUGGUUUCAAUCGGCAUACUAAAACAUUUAGAAAAACAUGGACGGUUAAAUAUUCUACAGUUUUAUUUUCAUCGAUAUGUGCGGUUAACGCCACUUUUGGCAAUAUCCGCUUUGAUUACAGUGUCAAUGUAUCGUUUUGGCGAAACAGGGCCGCUGUGGUCUAUUGUGGCCGACAUUAAUAAGAAACAAUGUGAGAAAUAUUGGUGGUCAACACUGUUGUAUAUUCAAAACUAUGUGAAUCCAGAUGAUCUUUGUUUUGUGCAUUCGUGGUAUUUAUCAGUUGACGUGCAGCUCUUUUUAAUUUCACCAGCGAUCGUUUAUUUAAUUUAUCGAUUGAAAAGAAAAGCUUUAAUUCCAUUGACUAUGCUCCUGUUGGUUUGCAUUUAUUUCACAUUAAAUGUUCAUGUGAAGCAUAAUUUGACGACUUUAUUUGCUUUACCGGGCGAUAAAAUGAAAACGGCUUAUGUCCCAACACACAUACGAUUUUCGUCAUGGUUGAUCGGAGUCAUUGCUGGAUAUUUUCACUUUGAAAAUCGCAACAGAAAGAUUCAAAUCCCAAAAAUGAUCAACAUAUUAGGUUGGACGUUGUCUUUGAUUACAAUGACAUUGGUAAUUUUCGCAAAUUAUCCAUUACAACAGUUAGAUGAAAAUAAAAGAUUUUCUCCAAUUGUACAUGGUUUGUACGAUGCCUUAAGCCGUAUUGCUUGGUCGACAGCUUUGUGUUACAUCAUUUUUGCUUGUGCUCAUGGCUUUGGAAGUGUCGUGGAUCGCUUUUUAUCGCACUCAUAUUGGCGACCACUUUCUCGGCUCUCCUAUUCAAUUUAUCUCUUUCAUUUUAUUGUAAUUGGAUGUGUAACAGGCACACACAAUUCUCCGCCACAUUUUACCGAAACCGCAGCCUUUAAUAUUUUCAUCAGAAAUUAUGUGAUAACGGUCGUUGUAUCAAUCGUUGGAACAUUAACUCUUGAAUCACCAGUAAUUGCACUUGAGAAAAUACUAAUCGGCUCUUCAAAGAAGAUUGAAGCCAUCUCAUCUAAUGGAAAUAAGUCUGGAAUUCAACAAACUGAUAGUGAAAAUAGUGAAAGUAUGAAAAAAUAUCAAUGAAAAAAAUGAAACCAUUUAAUCAUUAUUUUAACAAUUAUUCAAUAAAUAUAAAGAUAUCAA
Messenger RNA from Contarinia nasturtii (swede midge), 2447 nucleotides. Its product is annotated as nose resistant to fluoxetine protein 6-like. The record is from RefSeq and is a predicted model, not a curated record. The transcript has 12 exons. NCBI's taxonomy places the organism in Eukaryota, Metazoa, Arthropoda, Insecta, Diptera, Cecidomyiidae. Bases 267 to 2387 code for a protein of 706 amino acids. Gene Ontology annotation, molecular function: acyltransferase activity, transferring groups other than amino-acyl groups.